Perkinsus marinus ATCC 50983 is the source of this 222-nucleotide messenger RNA. RefSeq lists its product as hypothetical. The record is from RefSeq and is a predicted model, not a curated record. Lineage: Eukaryota; Perkinsozoa; Perkinsida; Perkinsidae. The transcript has a single exon. The annotation marks the transcript as partial.
ACACCCGGAAAACCACAACCACACCGACGACUACCACUACUUCAACGACGACAACAACCAAGACUACGACAACGACAACUACGACCACUACCACUACUACUACGACAACAACAACUACGACAACUACUACUACAACAACAACAACUACUACUACGACGACCACAACCACUACAACGACAACUACGACCACUACUACAACGACAAUUCCCACACUGUCUCCUG